This is a messenger RNA of Mercenaria mercenaria, 546 nucleotides long. RefSeq names its product neurogenin-1-like. Bases 1 to 546 code for a protein of 181 amino acids. Gene Ontology annotation, molecular function: protein dimerization activity. The record is from RefSeq and is a predicted model, not a curated record. The transcript has a single exon. Lineage: Eukaryota; Metazoa; Mollusca; Bivalvia; Venerida; Veneridae.
AUGGAAUAUACUAUUGCUGAAAUACUACCGUUCUCAGUGAAUGGAACUGACGAAGUGGUCAAACAAAACUUUGAAAUUCAGGCGAGCACUGCCAAACAAACAUCUCGGGUAUGCUUAAACAGUUUAAGUGAUUGCGAUGAAACCGAAUCAUUAAGUUCCUUCAUAUUAACGGACAGUGAUGUAACGCCUGGAGUGACGCCAAAUACGCCUGUCAGUCCAACGUCAAAAUGUGAGUCCACACAUUUUACGUUUACAAACAUUACGUCAUUGCCCACAGAUGUUAAAUUGACGUCAGUAGAUAAUCCGCUUCAUAAAAGAGUUCUUCCAACACGACGUAAACGUCAUGAACCACCAACAAAAGACGUAUUACGUAAAAGAAGAGUUGCAGCUAACGCCAGGGAGAGACGGAGGAUGGAGAGCUUAAAUGUUGCAUUUGACAAACUGAGAUCUGUUAUUCCUUCGUUUGGAGAUGACACAAAACUUUCAAAAUACGAGACUUUACAGAUGGCUCAAACAUAUAUCGCUGCUCUCAAAGACUUGUUGUGA